CAUUAGCCCUUGUUACGCGUCCAUGGAUACAAAAUGGCGACAAUAAAAUUCCGAUAAAAAAUUAUGGUGCUGUACGACAAUAUAAAUAUCAAUCAAAAAGUGGAAGUUCUCCGAAAUGGUCGUAUUUAUCCAGCCACCGUAAAAUAUAAAGGAACGUUGAAUGGUGUUGGUGGAGACUGGGUCGGAGUUUCAUUCGAUCUGCCUAUAGGAAAGCACGAUGGUAUGCUAGCUGGAAGGAGAUACUUCCAAUGUAAGGAUAAGCAUGGAUUGUUUACUCAAGCCUUGAAUAUAAGAUUCCUACCAUCAAGAAGAUGUUUAUAUAACAAGUAUAGGACGGUUAGCAGAAACUCAGAAGUAGAAGAGGAUCUAUUUACAAGUAUACCUAGUAAGUCAACCCUAAUUACAAUUCGUUAGAUUGUCAGUAAAGUUAUUUUAGAAGAGUACUCAAUAAUAAAAGUAAAUCAGUGGGGUCAGGAAAAUAUCGUUUAGCUGGUAACAAAAAUUAAAAAUCGAUUUACUUCGUAAUUAAUUGAAAAGUAUAGGCUGUAGAGCGAUUAGUAGAGCGAAAGAUCUUAUAAUUCCGUCUUAUAGGCCUUAACUUAUAAAUAUCUAAGGAAUAGCAGAAUGGUAAAAAGUUUUUAUUGAAAAGUAAUAAAAUAUUUCGUAAAAAACUAAAAUAUUUUUUUAAUAAAAGAUUAGUUUUAUUAUGUUGUAAAAAAUGUUUUAUUCGUUUAUUCAUAUAUCUCUUUAUCUUUCUUUCUCCCUCUCUCUUUCUCUCUCUCUCUCUCUCUCUCUCUCUUUUCGUUUAGAAUAUCCUCAUCAAUUCGGUAGCAUAUCAGAAGAUUACGUAUUGGAUGCAGACAGGAAAUUUUCAAGUCCACAACCUUUGCUCACUCAAACUUUUCCCCUACGUCAUGCAAUUUCCAGGACCGUUCCUCCUGCAACUACUGUUCGUAAUGUUCAUACCGCACGUUCUUUAACUGCAACCUAUCGAUCUACUCCGAUACAUUAUGAAUAUGAGAACGAAGAUACGAAUUUUUGCCCCACACCGACUAUCCCAAAGACGCACAUGCCGCACGAAGCGCUCAUUGAUCAAGUUCGGCGUGGAUGGAGUGCCAGGGAUCAUUACGUAAGAGAAUUAUCUGUUAACACGGCAAGAGACAGUAUUAAAUUCAAUUUAUGGAAUGAUAUCUCCGUCUAAAGUUUGAUUGAUUAUUAUUUAUUCAUUACUUUAUUUAUUUACAAGUCGUUUUUUCCCCCCUUCCCUUCCGCCUUACUUUACUACCCUUCCCCUUAUUUUAUAAACACAGAAUACAGGUUUUGAAACUUAAAAUUUUACAGUUUUGCAGUCAGCAUUACAAUGGGCAUUUCUAGAUGAAUAUUUUGGCAAAAAACAAAUACACUGUACAAACAAAUAUUUAAGAAUUUUUUAAAAAAUUAGACGACACUUCCAAAAUCUUCCUGCGAUUUUUUCAUGAUCGAUGCUAAGUGUAGAGUUUCCAACUCUGAUAAUACAUAUUCCUUUCGUUGUACUGGCUCUGUUUCAGUCUUCUUCUCCGAUGGUUUGUCUAUUUUAUUUUUUAGGUAAAUAUCACUCUUGUGUAUACUAACAUCUAAAUCGUUCCAUUUACAAGUAACCAGACUAUAAACAGAACUCCUAAAAUUAUUUGAUAUGAGGAAGAAUAGAUAGAAUUUAAUAUUGGAAUUUAAAAUAUGAAAGAAUAUAGAACAAAGUUCUAAGCUAAUCCAUUGACCUGGAUAAUUAGUUAUAUUAUUUCUCCAAUGACAAUAUCCAAAAAAUGCAGCUGGUUCCUGAACAGACCAAGUUGUAAUCUUAUAACAGAUAUAGGGAAUUUCACAAAUUAUUCUAGCUAUGCAAAUAGACCAAUGGAGCUUAAUAGUAGGGCUAUUUAUCAAUUUUUGUUCGAUAUUCUCCUUAUCCUCGUAUUUAAGGAAGAUGAUAGUUGCAGUGUUAAAGACGAUAAUAGUUAAAAAAGGGAUUAUAAUGAAGAGGAUUACAAAACCAUAUUUAUCAUAAUUAUGAAAGAAUUUUUUGACGAAUAAAUCCGAUGUACAAAUAACAUCUCUGCUAGAUCCAUCUUUAAAAUCCAUUGUAAUUAAUCUAAAUUUAAAAAAAGUAAUUAAAUUAAAAGCCAUAAUUGAUCCACACGUGACUGUUCCCAAUUUUAUAGCCAUAUUCGGCUUAUUAUAGCUAAUAGAUUUCACAGGUUUAAAUAAGUAAAUAUAAUAAUCAAAUGUCAUUAAUAUAAUAAUUCCAGACAUAAUAACUUGGAUGCAAUCUAAGAGAGGUGCAAAAUGUGAGUAAAUACGAGGAGAUACGGGUGAUGAGGAGCUUGGAUCCACAUAUUCAGUUGUAAAUAAGGAAAUAGCUAAUAACGAAUAAAUUAGAUCAGUUACAGAAUGAAAUGUCAUAUAAACGGACGGAGAAGAUUUCAUUUUCCUGAUGUUAAAGAUGAUAAUUAAAAUGAUAUUCCCAAAUAAGCCAAAACUUGAUAUUAGAGGUAAUGAUAUACCAAACACAAAAAAUUCCGGAGAACCAGCCUUUUCUCUUUCAAAGCUAUUAGCCGCCAGAGACAUAUCUCAAUCGACAACUAACCCUCUUUCGUUAAAUAGAAAUGAUAUAGUGAUACAUUUGGCCCAUAAACGGAAAUUAUAGUUAUAACAAAGAAAUAUUGAAUAAGUCAGUGAUGAUUGAAAAAUAUUUGAAAGGCCUAAAUAUUCAGCAUGUGUUAGGAUAUAUAUAGUUUUUUUUUCUAACAAUAAUACUGUUAUAUAUGAUUUUAUAGUC
This is a messenger RNA of Dimorphilus gyrociliatus, 2809 nucleotides long. The record is from the annotation of a GenBank genome assembly. Lineage: Eukaryota; Metazoa; Annelida; Polychaeta; Dinophilidae.